This is a messenger RNA of Umbelopsis ramanniana AG, 2863 nucleotides long. RefSeq lists its product as uncharacterized. Lineage: Eukaryota; Fungi; Mucoromycota; Umbelopsidomycetes; Umbelopsidales; Umbelopsidaceae. The record is from RefSeq and is a predicted model, not a curated record. The coding region runs from base 114 to 2588 and encodes 824 amino acids. The transcript is spliced from 2 exons.
UGCGGACCCUGAAUAAACACCCUUCUUCUCUCUUUAUCCCACUACCAUACCCUGGUGCAAAGUAAGUCAAUGGUACUUCCAAGGAGCUUUACACUGUACAUCAAUCUCUGAAUAUGCGAGCAACCAAAGCAAUGGAUAAGAAACCAUCAAGGAUCCCGUGGCAGCGCGGCACGCCAAGAGGCUCAGGUACGGAGGUCCGCAAGAGUGAUUCUGGAGCAAGAUAUGCGAUGGGCUUUGAUGCUGCUGAAGUGUGCCUACUUGGCUGUGCACUCGCUUCUCUAGUACUCGGGGGGCAUUUGUUGAUCAAACUUGUACUUUGGAUGGUGUACAGUUGUUGGAACAACCAAAUUUAUGAAGAUUCAGAUAAGCAGGUCAUUGAUCCAAGUCUGGCCGAGUGGGAAUCAGUGGGCGGUGUGUUCAUCAAGAAUCCAAGAAUGUUUCUGCCCGGUCGACUCACUGUGGAAGCGGUUUUGCGCCGUGGUUGGCAGACAUCGCGUUUGACAAAACAGGAGGCAGAGUGGCUCAAUGGAGACGACCUCACCCAGCAUCGUCGUUGGUUGCUCGCUAUCUUUGAGAAGUCUAGAUUCACCGACCCCAGUGUGGGACAGAGCUCCGCCCCACUACCUCUGCGCCCCGUGUACGACAUAAUGGCAGGCCUAGGAAUAUUGCACAAUGUCAACGAAGAAAAUGGUAUGUAUGAGCGGGAAUGGAUCGGGGCGCCAAAAGAAUUGGUGCCGGGACUGCUGUCAAGGCUGAGGCGCAACGCAGACCGUGCUGGUAGACAGUGGCUGGCUGCCAUUCCCUCAGCAACAGACAAGGGUGAAGAAAUGUUGCAGGAGUUGUUGCAUCUGCCAGAAGUGCGCUGCAGUGCCACCGCUGCCAGAGCAGCGCAGAGGUUGGCCCUCAUGUUCGCAAGAGUAUGGUUGUUGACACUCUCAGGGGAACAACUGCCCUGGAGCGCGCAAGAGCAGGACAAGUGGUUGCGUGCCUCAGCAUUCUAUGCACACACCCUCAUUAAAUUUUCUGCAUCAUAUGCAGGCGCAGUACGACAAGCGGUCUCAUGGGUUGUCGCUACUGAGGCAAAUGCAUUUUCUAUAAGCGUGUUGCGGAUGAUACGUACUAGUUACGACACGGUGGUAGCACGCGAGUACGUGCAUGAGAUGCACGUUGCUGCAGGUUACUCAGAGGCGCUUGCAUCCCGUGCCGCCACAGCCGGAGAGUUUCCACUUGAGCCCCCUCUUCCAGUUGUAUUUAGCAGUGAAGCGGAGGGCCACAUUGAGGGCUGUACGACAUGUGAGGAAUGUGUAUUUCAGCCUUUGAAGUAUCAGCAGCUGUUGAUAUCCUUUGUUAAAGAUGAAACCCAGCAUGUAAGGAUGGCCUCACAACCAUACGUGGCGCUGUCACAUGUCUGGUCGCACUCUUUUGUGAGGCAGCCACUUGGACCGCAAAGUUGUGUGUACAUCAACAAGUGUGUACUCGUGGCUUUGCGGCGCGCUGCGAAACACAAUGGUGUCGAGCACGUUUGGAUUGACUCAGCGUGUAACCCCUGUGAUGUAUCAGCGAACAAACUUGCUGUACUUAGCAUGGAUGUGCUCUACACUCAUGCAAAAGCUGUUGUGGUGUUAGACCGGGAUUUGGUGCGCUGCAAGGUGGCCGAUAGCACUGAGUGGCUGCGUAUGAUCGCAGUGUGUGACUGGUCCACUCGUGCCUGGACAUUGCAGGAGGCCAAUUUGGCCCAAAGGGUCACGGUGAUCAAUAGAUUCAAAGAUGAGCACAUCCAGUCUCGCACCGUUGUGCAGCCGCAGUUUCAGGGCCCCAGAGCACUGGCGUUGUACAUGAGGCUCGGUUGGCUGUUCCUGCCAAUAGAUGGACAUCUGACGGUGCAUCAAGCAUAUCAAGUGCUUGAAGGGCGCAAGAUAACCAAUCCAGAUGAUUGGUGGUUGUGCAUCGCUGGGCUCAGCAGGCAGAUCAAGGCUGCUAUAUUGGCAAAAUUUGACGACCAUCCAGCUAAAGCCGUGUCACACUUAUUCGGGCGGGUGGCCAUUCCUCCAUUAUUGGCACCUGGCGCUCGCACCCAACAGGAUGGACUGUGCUGGUUGCCAUAUCCAGGGGGCCGGCAUCAGCUCAUGCUGACAGGGCCAGGGCCAAUGGCAGGUGUGGUGACGGACCACGGCCUCAUCGUGCAGGUUCACAUGGAUGCCAUAGCAAAUGAGAUGUGCUCUGUUCUCGGUGCUUCAGCCUAUGCGGGCACAAACGGGCGGCAUUUGUUUAAACGAAUGACGCAGGGUGGCAUUCCAGUCUGCUAUGAUCUGGUGUCAAGCAGAGUCCCCAAAGGGCAAAUGUAUGUGGCAUGGGUUGCAAUGCCCCAGAGACCAGUCAUGCAGUGUUGGGUCGUGACAGCGUCCCCCGAUGGGCGGCACCAUGUUGUUGGCACUGGGUUGCAAGUGGGUGAAUACCAGAGACAGCUACAACCAACACAGCAGAUCACGCUGGCUGGCGGCAGUGGCUUCGAAGACGCUUAUGCUGUCUUAGCGAGUCACUCUUCAGGGCCUGCUAUUGGGCUUGAAGAGACGAUAUCUGCUUCGUGAGCGGAUUUCGGUGCUUGACGACGUUUCGAGGGGAGGCCGUGAUACACUUCUAUAGUGUAGAGUGGCGGUGAACGUCGUCUAUCACCCUCCUUAUUUUUUUCCUUAUAUUUUAUCAUGAGCCGCCGCGUGGCGUUUCCUUUGAUUGUCAAAUUGUUUAAAAUUCACUCGCCGGCGCUUCCAGAGAGCAUAGGGCCUAGUAUUCAAGUCCACUUGAGAUAUAGCGGUUGUUUUUAUUUUGAACCAUCCAUUUUGCAUUUAUUGCAUGAACGUUAUAU